Salpingoeca rosetta is the source of this 1343-nucleotide messenger RNA. RefSeq names its product splicing factor. The transcript is spliced from 2 exons. Lineage: Eukaryota; Choanoflagellata; Craspedida; Salpingoecidae. The record is from RefSeq and is a predicted model, not a curated record. Gene Ontology annotation, molecular function: mRNA binding. Bases 131 to 898 code for a protein of 255 amino acids. Gene Ontology annotation, cellular component: nucleus; ribonucleoprotein complex; cytoplasm.
UGUGAACGUGCGCCUCUGCCUCAAAACAGCCAAACCGGUCACUUUCCCCCAUAUCCACACCUCCACUUCUUGUUCUCCUUUGUCGUCGUCUGAGCGAGACACACGCAACAAGCACACGCACCAGUCAGCCAUGAGCCGUCGUCGCAUCUACGUGGGCAACCUGCCUUACGACAUUCGCGAGCGCGAGAUUGACGACUUGUUCUACAAGUUUGGGCGCAUUGAGGAGAUCACCAUCAAGGGGCCCUACGCCUUUGUCUCCUUUGAGGAUUCCAGGGACGCCGAGGACGCUGUCCGCCGCAGGGAUGGCUACGAGUUUGGCGGUGGCCGCCUCAGGGUUGAGUUUGCCAACGGCGGCCGCCGCGAGCGUGGUGCCCGCGCCUUCAACGGCCAGCACUCGGAAUUCCGCCUGCGCGUGAGCAACCUCCCGCGCACGGCCAGCUGGCAGGACGUCAAGGACUUCUGCCGCGAGGCCGGCGAGGUGCUGUUUGCGGAGGUGUUCCAUGACGGGACGGGCCUUGUGGAGUUCCGCCGUGAGGACGACAUGGAGUGGGCCCUGCGCAACCUCAACGAGCGCAAGCUCCGCUCCCACCUCGGCGACAGCGACAUUGUCACGCUUGUCGAGGACCGUGGUGAGGGCGGCCCGCCACCCCCACGCGACGACCGCUCCCCACGCCGCCGCUCCCUGUCUCCUCGUCCCCGCUCCCCCUCCCCGCGCCGUCGCUCCCCUUCGCCGCGCCGCCGUUCCCCCUCCCCGCGCCGUCGCUCGCCCUCUCCCCGGCGCCGCUCCCCCUCCCCUCGCCCCCGCUCUCCGUCUCCACGGCGCGACGACGACGACCGCCGCCGCUCCCGCUCACCCUCUCCACGCAGGGACGACGCGCCCGAGCCCCGCCAGGACUAGGCAGCUUGCCUUGGCGUGGCGUGGGGGCCUCUGGCAUGAGGCAGCACCAUCACAGGUGCUGCUGCAUCUGCUUGGUGCCACACCCCGAGCGUUGACGUACGCACCCUCCAUCCCCUCUCCUCAUCAUGCGCUAUUGGUUGUGUCACUGUUGGUGCCGUCGUGGUUUUGUCGUCAUUGUUGCUGUGGUGCGUUCCCCGCUCCGGCCAACCACUCCACCACAUGUUGAUGUUCUUGUUCUUCCUUUGUUUAGCAUUUCGUGUGCACACAACAGCCCAGUUGUGUAACGUGUAGGCCCCUCGUCUGAUGAGUGUCCCUGUUUGUGUGCUGCGUACCUACCUGCUUGCAAGAGUUGCUCUGUGCAGUGCGUUGUUUUGUUGUUUCAUGUGAUGUGGCACACGCGCAACGCCGGAUUUCUCCAUUGAAUUGAACCAUACUCAACCCAGCA